UGUCAAUUGAAUUCAGGUAAAUCUGACGAGCAAGAAGACGAGACAUUUAAAUGUAUCGAUUGCUUAUCUGGAGUAGCACCUGCCUGUUUUCUAUGCAAUGAGAGAGAAGGUGAUAGGAUACGAUGUAUUGUUCCGGCUUGUGGGAAACAUUAUCAUUCCGACUGUUUGUUAUCAUGGCCUCAGUCGCAUUGGCAAGGUGGACGAUUGAUCUGUCCAUACCAUGUAUGUCACACGUGUAGCUCGGAUAAUCCACAAGAUAAUCGUUCGCGCGCCCCGAACGAGAGACUGGCCAGAUGCGUCCGUUGUCCUUCAGCUUAUCACGCAUCAACAUUAUGUUUACCUGCUGGCUCGUUAAUUCUGACAGCUAGCCAAAUUGUAUGUCCAAAACAUUACAAAGCGCCGCAUCCACCAUUGAAUGCAGCAUGGUGUUUCCUAUGUACACGUGGCGGAAGUCUCAUUUGUUGCGACACAUGUCCGACUUCUUUUCAUUUAGAGUGUUUGGGUAUAAAUGCACCUGACGGUGGAUUUAUAUGUGAGGAUUGUGAAACGGGAAGAUUACCUUUGUAUGGAGAGGUUGUAUGGGUGAAACUUGGCCAUUAUCGAUGGUGGCCAUCGCGUAUAUGUUAUCCACAGGAAAUUCCAGAAAAUGUAGACUCUAAGCCUCAUGAGCCCGGUAAAUUUUGCAUAAUGUUUCUGGGAUCUAAUGAUUAUUAUUGGGUGCAUAGAGGUCGGGCUUUUUUGUAUCAAGACGGUGACGCAAAUAUAAAAGUACCUAUGGGUAAAAAGAGUUUAAUGGACGAUACAUAUCGAAUAGCUCUUGAAGAAGCCAAUAAAAUACAUCAACAAUUAAAAGCAACACGAUCCAAGACUAAAGAACCAAAAGGAUUGAAACCACCAUCAUAUGUAAAAUUAAAAGUACGGUUUAUACUACGGUUUAUAUUAGAAAGGAUGAAUAAGCGUAAUAAGAGCGCAUUCUUUUUAACCGCUCAUCAAUGAAUCAAGCAAGCGAACGCAAAACAAACAUGAAUGAAUAACAAUAAUGUUUUUGCAUUUAUUGAAAUAAAUUCGAUGUUUGUUCGCUUACUUUUGGUCUGGAUUCCGUUUUAAUUAAUGUUCAUCGUUUGUACUCAUCGCGUAUCGUUUAUUCUAAUUCGAUUAAGCUCGCUUGUAGAUAUUUGUUCGUACUUAUUCACUCUUGCUUAUUUGAUCUAAAUUUACUUUCUAGCUUUUUUAUAUAGUAAUUUAUCAUGUCUUUAAAUCAACAUUGCUGUUUUAUUGUUGCAAUUUUAUUGAAGAUUUUGAAAGUAUUUGAAGUAUGAAAAAUAUUAUAUAUGAU
Molecule: messenger RNA, 1336 nt
Organism: Pogonomyrmex barbatus (red harvester ant)
Lineage: Eukaryota; Metazoa; Arthropoda; Insecta; Hymenoptera; Formicidae
Gene: NSD
Product: Nuclear receptor binding SET domain protein
Cellular component (GO): nucleus
Molecular function (GO): protein binding; histone methyltransferase activity
Source: RefSeq, a predicted model, not a curated record